AUGGCCCUCGCGCUGUCAUGCGAGCCCGCAGACGUUCUCCUAAAACAACUUAUUGGUAUUAAAUUACCAUACCCGACACAGCCAGUACCCUCGCUGGUCCCGCCGGACAGCAACACAGCCCUAUCCUUUGCCAGCGUCGGCGAGAGCCGGGUCGCGUGUUUCGUCGUAGGCGGUGAACCGAGAUUGUGCCUGCCACAGGUUCGCAACACUUGCCUACCAGGAUGUGACGAGGAAGAGGUGCUACGGCUAAUCCAGGACCUCCAUAUUCAUCUGGUGACAGCCUCUCAGCAGCAGAUGGAAGCCCUGAAGCUCGCAGAUGCUAUACCGCAGCCAACCGCUAUCUGCGAUCUGAUCAAGAAAACCGACACCGAGCGUUUGCUCGGCGAACUCCGGGGUUGCAAAUUCGGGCGCCCAUCACCUGGGAUUCUGAAUGAUGCUGAGAAGCUGUUCAUAAAACACGAUGUGUUCGGAGGGUGUAAGGGAAACCUCUACCCUUCACUCUACCCAAAACUGGCAUGCAUCGAAUGCUACGAAUGCCGCAAGUUUUUCGAGCCCCCGCAUUUCCUAACGCACAAUCAUCUAAAGACUGAGAUCAUCAGGACCGUUCAUUGGGGAUUCGAUGCCAACAAUUGGCGGCUGAUGCUUCGGCUUCAAAAGCGGCAUCGAGGCUCUGAGACGGCGCGGGAGCGCUUCGAGGACUUUCUGGCCCAUUCGCUCGGCUCUGGGCAUUACCCUUUGAAGCGGCCACAUGUUCAUGCGGAAAAGGGAUUUGUGAAACGCUUUGCGGUGGAAAGCGGAGAACUGGAGAUAUUGUUAUUGAAAGAACAGGCACGGCAGCAGGACCUGAUCCAGCAGAUCGCCCAAAUGCCGCAACUAAGCGAGGCAGCAGCCGCGCUGCUUCAACUGGGGCAACAAGCCGCCCCGCCUCUGUUCCCGAUGCAGCAACCGUGCACCUCAGCACCUCCAAAAUCUUUCAACGACGAGCUGCCCCUCAAUAAGAUCCACGGGGAGAAUGACUGGAUCCGACACGAUGAGAAUGCGGCUGAGCUCGCCUAUCAGAAGGAGAUGGCCAAGCAACGACCGGACUCGGAGAAUAGCAGCUCAGAUGAGGACACCCUGGAUUCCUUACUGGCCGAACACAUUGAGGGCGAUGCCUUGCAAGCAGUCCGGAAUCGGAUCGCCGACGUGCAGCGGGGGCUGAGGAUUCAAUUGGAAGAGGUAUCCAAUGAGAGGGAUAAUCUGCGAAUCGAAAACGAGACCCUCCGGGCACAGAAUGCCACACUUACCCACAUACUACAACAACAAUCCCAAAAACACAUUUCGCCAGUCUCGCAGCUACAGCUGCAGACCGCGAAGGCCGGCAGCUCAUCCGGAGCGGGUUUGGUGUCGCCCGUGAACUCACUGCUUCUGCUACAACUGCUUCAGCAACAGCAACAGCAGCAGCAACAAAUCCAACAACAAACUCAGAUUGCAAACCAACUUGCGACGAUGGAUUGUUCUCUUCUGGGGUCACUAACGAGCCAACUAUUAGCCACCGGCUCCGGCGUCGGCUCCUCGGUGAACCCGAAGGCGGCCAGUACGGUGGGCACGGCGAACGUACUUCUCGCGAUACUGGUGCUGGCGAGCAGAAAGUUGCGCCGCCAAAAUGAGCUGAUCAUCAUUGCCUAUUAUUGUUUCAACGAGUCGCUGCUGGCGUUUGGCGGCGCUUUUUAUGCGCUUCGCCGUACACUAAUCCUUCUCCAUCCCGGGGACUGGCCUCUCAUCCCGCGAAUUGAAUGUCUCGAGAAUCCGUUUUUGUUUCUAAUUCUCUACACGUACCACUCGGUGCCACUUGCAGAAAUCUUGCUUACAGUGGAUCGUAUCCUAGCUUUGUACUAUCCAUUUCGCUACCUCGCAAUGCCCGCAUGGCAAGUCUUGGCCACACUGGCAGGUGUCACGUGCUUCUCUCUUCUUACCACCUUGGUGUCCCUUUUCUAUACAUUAUUCCUCGACCGCGAUCAUCCGGUCAAAGUUUCCCAGGGCUGCUACCUCGAUGUCUAUGCACCAUUUGUUUAUUAUCUGAUGUAUUUUGGAAAAGUGGUCCUGUACAUCACAUGCAUCCUUUUGUACCUACCUGUGCUAUGGCGGGUUAGAAAGAUCAUGAACGACGUAUACUCUUCUUCAAAAAUGCGAGCCACCGCAAGGAGUUCAUUGCUUAUUGGAUUGUUAAUCAUGGCGCUGCUCGUUUUUAUCAUCAUUCCGACCGGCCUCCUCACAUGGAUUUCCAGCCCGGAGGCGCUCCUCGUUUUCUACAACGUGCUAUUGAUUAAGCCGUGGAUGAACGUCGUUGUCGCUAUGAUGCUAUUUCGUGAUCUGCGCGUCGCAUUUUUUGCGAUUCUCCGUUGCCCCCCACAGCUCCAACAUUUCAUAAGUAACGGCUGUGGGGGCUAUUCUAUUGUGGCAACAACCGCUUCGAAGAUCUGUUAUGGCUCGGAAAAGGAUUUCCCUGAUCUUCGACAAGAGCACAACGAUAGCGCCAACUUCGGCGCGCCA
Mesorhabditis spiculigera is the source of this 2532-nucleotide messenger RNA. The record is from the annotation of a GenBank genome assembly. Lineage: Eukaryota; Metazoa; Nematoda; Chromadorea; Rhabditida; Rhabditidae.